AUGACUUCCACUGAUAUUGAGGACAUAUCAAAAUUUCUUACCGACCUUUGGAAUAACACAGGGUAUAUCUCAGAUGGCGAAAUUAAGACUUCUAUCAAAUCAGCUCAAGAGCAUUUGAAGUCCCUAGAUAAAGAUAACCCUCAAAUACAAGCCAAGCUUAUUUUAAUGCCAUUUAUACAAGCAAUAACUGCCAGCGAUGCAUUGUCCUUCGUUUCUAUUAAAUUUUUCACAUUUUUAUAUUCGAAAUUACCAAAAACAUACUGGCCGAGUACAAAAGUCACUUCAAAGAUCGUUGCUAUUAUACUUGAUUCUCCCCAGUAUACUUCAGUUGAACGAUUAACAUUGUACAUCGAAUUACUAACUUCGAUUCUUGGUGCAGCCUAUUUAAUCAAAAUCGAACACAUUGAUUUGAUUUUCAGAAUCAUGUUCUAUCUAGUGCAUCAAUACGAUAACAUGCAAGACACAAAAAUUGCAUUUAAUUAUAAAACAUCGGUAUUAAAUGCAAUUAAAACAAUUCUUUUGAAAGAUACUCAAAUAACAAACAAAUUUGAAGAGCCUGCAUCUAAAGUUUAUGAGAUUUUACAAAAGAGAACCUUAGUUGAUUCAUAUCUUUUCCCUUUCAUUACAGAAUUCCCCGAAAACACUACAUCUUUACAAGUUUACCUCUCUGUUAUCAUUACAAGUGUUGUUUAUGCAUCCAAAUGUGAGAGUUCGACCGAUAAAAUCCGUUUAAUCACUUAUGACAUUCUUUUUACAAUUCUUGAAGAAUCAUCAUUGAUUAUUGAGCAUGAAUUCAUCAGGAAUGUUGUUCAAUCAUUGUAUUUCAAGUUCAUCAAAGUUAUGAUCCGUCAUUUCGACUUUUUCAUGUUAAGUCAGAUCUCAGGAAUGAUUGACAUCAUUUAUCUUCGAUUCAAAAAAUUCAGUCUUUCAAUCAUCAAUGAAUUAUUUGUAAAAGUACUAUUACCAUAUCAUACGAGUCACAAGAACACGAGAAUACCACAGAUUCUUUCUAAUUUGUCUGAAGACAGAUCUAUUCUUGUUGAUCUUUUCAUCAAUGAUCCAAAUAAAAGUAUUUUCAAAUUAAUCAUUGAAUGUAUGAUGAAAAACGUGAAAAAGAGAGAUCAUCCACCACGAUAUGGUGUUGUUUGUAUUUGUUCUAUUCUUAAUCAUCUUAUCGAUUACCAACCGAAAGUUGAAGAACCAAGCUUCUCCAAGAAUGAUUUAUAUUCUUAUUUCAAAUAUGAUCCAAGAAAAUCUAUUCAACAUUUUGUUAAGAAAGGAUAUUUCAAAGAGAAUGAUUUAGAUUCAUUGUCAUCAUUCUUAUAUACAGACAAGAAUUUGUUUAAAAACUCAAAAUCAUAUAUUUUGUGUCAAUACGGAAUCAAACUUACAAAGAAAUAUCUUGAACAAUUUAACAUGAAAGGAAAACCAUUAGGUGAAUGUUUUGUUGAAUUUUUCGGAUCAAUUGGUCUUUUAAUUCGUGUUCAAAACAUCGAAUUCUUUGUUAUUACGUUCAGUCAACACUAUUUCAAGGAAAACCUUCCGACUAAAUCAUACGAAGGUUUAUAUUCAUUGUGUUGGAAUUGUUUGUUACUUAACAACACAUUUAGAGAUCCUUCUUAUGAACAACCGAUGACAUUCGAAUCAUUUGUCCAUUUGAAUCAGAAGAUUGAUGGUGGACACAACAUUCCACAAGACAAACUUCGUGAAAUCUAUGAUUAUUUGAAGGCACACGAAGGAAUUGAUGUCAUUAAUCAUUUCUCUGUUAUGAAUAACUCAGAUUUUUAUACUCUUGAAAAGAAACACUUUGAUAUUGUUUGCAGUGAUAGUCCAAGUGAAGAUUCAUUUGUUGUCAUUGAUAGAAUGUUCUAUUCCAUCAAAGAUUACAUGUAUGAAACAUUCUACAAAGAAUUGAACAUGAGUAGAUUCGAAUCAAUUCAAAAGUCAUAUCGAAACAUUCUUAUCACAAUCUUCAAGUUCAGUGCAAGAAUUUGUGACAAGAAAUAUCAGAAUGAACUUCUUCAAUGCAUCAUUUCUAAGUCGAGACUUUGUAAAAAGCCAAAAGAUAUUUCGAACGAAGACAAACUCAUCAGCCGUCUUUUAUUCGAUGUAUCUUACAUUUGCCCACAGAGCAUCAUCGGUGAAUGGAAGACAAUUUUGACUGAAGCAUACGAAUACAGUCUUCUCGACAACAACUUUGUUCUUUUGAACAAUUUGAUUGAAUCUACAGCCAAUCUGAACAACGACCAACUUUCAGAGUUCAUUGAUGGCUUCUCAUACAUCAUUAACAAGGACAUAUACGAUGAAUCUAAACCUGUUCUCCUUUUCACGAAACUCGCUUCAAUUGUUGAAAGUAAUAUUGAUCGUCCGAUGCAUUUCCUCAUGAAUAUGUAUCCUAAAGUUUUCAAUGUUGUUUUCGAAUGUUGCCACAACAAGAACUACGACAACGUUAUUGAAAGCAUCAAAACAUUGAGUGUGAUCAUCGAUAUCCUCCUCAACAAGCACAAAUUCAACUUCUACAAGUACCAGAACACUUUCUUCGAUUCUUAUGUUCAAAUUUACAACAAACAGAACGACGAGAAAGUCAAAGUUUUCAUUGUUGACGAAGUUAUUCGUCUUGUUUUUAAGAACAUGAAACGAAUCAGAUUUGGUUUUGACUCUAUCUUUGUUUUGUUCAACAGAAGUUUGUCUGAUGGAAUUGGUAUUGAAUCACUUUGUGAUUUUGCUAUCAAAUCUUACGAAAUAACAACAUUUCUUCCAACUCUUUAUCCGGUAUAUAUGAAGUUCAUCGCGCUUUUCCUGGAUCAAUCUCUUCCUGAAAACAAAAUGAUUGAAAUAAUUGAUAUAUAUCCAGAGAUAAUAUCUCGAAUCGAUCAGAAACAGACAGAAUAUCUUAUUUGUGUUCUGAAAAACAUAAUGAAUACGAUCGAAAACGAAAGAUCGAGUGUUGAAAUGAAAAAGCAUUCACAGAAGGCAAUCAUUUAUCUUUUGAAAUCGAAAACAGUUUUUGUUGGCAAUUCAAGAGAUUAUUUCUUCGAAGAAGCGAUCAAACGAUGUUUCCCAGUUGAUAUCACAGAAAAGUCAACGAUAUCUGAAUUUUAUUCAUCUCUCAUUGAGAACAACACUGAAUUUUAUAUAUACAUAAACAGUGUUGUUUCAACAUUCUGUCGAUUGUUGAGUCAAGAUAAUCUUUAUGUGUUUGGUCUUUUGACAUCAUAUUUGUACUUGAACAAAGAACAUUUCGAUAUGAUUACUAAUGAUACGAUUUCUCUAAUUCAUUCUUCAAUAGACACUUUCUCAAAAUAUCCUGAAUCUCAAAAGUUAUCUUUAUUACUUUCUGAAAUUCAACAAUCAAAAUAA
Molecule: messenger RNA, 3360 nt
Organism: Trichomonas vaginalis G3
Lineage: Eukaryota; Parabasalia; Trichomonadida; Trichomonadidae
Product: regulation of ARF protein signal transduction
Exons: 1
Coding region: 1-3360 (1119 amino acids)
Biological process (GO): regulation of ARF protein signal transduction
Molecular function (GO): guanyl-nucleotide exchange factor activity
Source: RefSeq, a predicted model, not a curated record